This is a messenger RNA of Babesia sp. Xinjiang, 615 nucleotides long. RefSeq lists its product as uncharacterized. The transcript has 9 exons. NCBI's taxonomy places the organism in Eukaryota, Apicomplexa, Aconoidasida, Piroplasmida, Babesiidae. Bases 1 to 615 code for a protein of 204 amino acids. The record is from RefSeq and is a predicted model, not a curated record.
AUGUCUAGAUUCCGAAUUUUACUUCUUGGAGGGAUUUCACACCUAUUGUUGUACAGUUAUGCUGUAUGUUCGCCUUUAGGUAGUGCAAUUAACAGCAUUUUUUUGCACAUCAACAAUGUGACGGUAGAUUGCUCGGAGCAUUCGGGACGUAAGAUACCAUACCAAGACGCCUUAAUUGAGUGUGCUCACGACGGUCAAUGCUGCUACGUAGUAGUGGAGGAGGUCGACGCACACGCUGAAGGUCCCGGUUUGUCCCUUCUCUGCACCUCCUGCGAGCUUCGCAACGCCAGAACCGUGAAGGAUGCUCGGAUUUCAAUCAAGGGAGACCAGAUUCUCGGUAACACCGCCAAAGCUUUUGACAUUAGCUGGAACAGACAAGGUAUCUGUGAGCACGAACAGCUCCUGGGAGAGCUGUCUUCUGUGGAAUCAUUCACUGCUGCGGCACGGGAGUGUGAACGUAAAAAAUGUGACUACUUCACGAUGUCUACGUUGGAAGGGAUCGUUGGCGUCCCCGGGACCGCUAACAAAGCAUGGUUCUGCUCCGGUUCGCCCAAGAACGUUCACGCUGAUGGAUUUAUUACAGCCACCCGCAAACGUCGUCAAUACGAGUUUUAA